CCUUCGUGUCACAUCCAGCGUCCGAAUCGGUCCUCGAUUAUCCGCCCAGUGAUCAUGUCUUCGUGCUACUGUCGCCGUUGUCGGUGUUGACCCCCACUCGCGUUUACCAGCAUAGAUAUUGUACCGAUUGUCGUAGAUUAUCCGCCGCGAUGGGCCAUUCCACGUCGAAGGAGCCCAAAACCCCCAACAACCCGUGGGAAGCGGAAAUCGACCGUAAGAAGCGUCGCGAACAGCAUGCCAAGGAGCGAGCUGCCGAGCUGAAACAGCUGGAAAAGCAACGGAAACGGUCCGAGAAGGAAGCCAAACGGGCCCAGCGGAAGAACAACAAGAAGAAACGGAAAUCGAAACUCGAUCUGCUCAAGGACACCGAACCGCCGCCGAUCGUGCGCAAAUCGAAAGCACAGCUGGAGGAGAGUGACUACGACUCGGAAGCGAUCCGGCGGAUGAAGGAUCAGCUGGCGUUCAAUAGUGAUAUCUUCGUGCUUAAUCAGCUUCUGCUGGGGGUGCAGUUCUGCGGAAAUUUCGAAAGAGACAUGUGGGAUGCCGUGGAAAGGAACCGACGUGAAGAAAACAAUCGCAAUGGCAAUAUAUCCCGCCACUGCAAAACGGUCAUCCUGCCGGAUAGACUUCAGGACGCAGUUGAUCAAAGAGUCAAAUUUUUGGCCAAACACGGCCCUCAGAAGAACUCACUACAGUCGUUACAUACGCAAACCUGCUACGUCAUUCACGAAAACAUUGAAAUUUCAAAUCCUGGGGAGACUUCGGUCUACAGCAUCCUGACGGAUGCUCCGGUGUACAAACUGGAGCUGGAAGACGGAUUAGAUGAAAAAAUUAGAUCAUCCAGUAAACGAAGAAGCGCAAACGUCCAUUACGGAUAUGUGAAACUGAAAAGCGUAGAGUACAUCAAACCCAACAACCCAUCACCGCUGGAUGCCAUAGACCGAGCCAAUGCAGGCAUAUACGGGGAGUCCAGUGGAUUGAAAAGUAAUCUACCGAAGCAACAGAAUGGGAAGUCCAGUAGCACCAGCGACAGCGAUACUAUGGACGAGGAAGAUGAUGACGACGAUGACGAGAACAAUGCACCGAUAGUCAACUUUGGAAAACUCAAAUUUAGAGAUAGCAUAGCUAUGAAAUUGCCAAAAUUGGCAAAUGGAGGAGGAAUUUACGGGUCAAACUUUUUGCUCAAUCCUUCAACUUCUACGGGUUCCACGUCACCUCCGAGCAGCGAAUAUGAUUACGCGUACAUAACGGCAAUAAACACUCAUCAACCACUUAGCGUUAUGAAGAGUGUGAGUGAUGAUCAACCUGUCAGUACGACUGUGCUGCCGGAUUACUGCGUAACAACGAUCAACUGCUCUUCCGAAUUGAAUCAAGGGUACUACUCUGAUGAUGAAUCGGAUGCUGAUAAACUUUUAUACCUAGCUAAAAAUGGACUUCCAAUGAAGUCUAGUCAAACGGAAUACAUCACCGAACAAAAACAAUAUCUGAACUCAAAGGGAUUUUUGGCAUAUUUCAUAAACCUUUUCCAAGAGACCCUUGCAUACGACUUAGGAAUCAAAAAGGAUAGCCUAGACAAUGCCACCUGGAGAGGUGCCGUCAUUUACUGUGACCAAUGGGAAAUCAUCCCGGCAAUUGUUUGUCCUUGGCCUCGGGAAGCCGCGGAAUGGAUCGAACGUAAACGAGAAGUCAAAGUCAACCCUUUGACCAAACAAAAGUUCCAAUGGCCAACGGCACCGAUGAUUCAGAAAAUCAAAUCUUUCGGGUGUCACGUAAUUCCCACAGGGUAUGCCCCAAAAGUGGGCACCAAUCGUCAUCGUCAGCUGGAGUGGAAAAUCGUCUUUCCGGAAGCAGAACGCUACCUUGAAAGCUGCCUCACCAACACUCAAGUCAAGAUCUAUAUGCUCACCAAACUACUGCUGAAAACUUUUGUUGAUCCCACUCUCAUCACCAAUAUGAACAUGUUUGGCAACGAACAUCUGCGGGCACAUCUUUUCUGGCAGUGUGAAAGCAACUACGCUGCGUGGCCUGAGGACUACAUUGGAGAAGCUUUGCUUCGCUUUCUGAAUGGACUUUUGGAUCGCAUUAAAACUCACAAGCUUCCGGAUUUCUUCCUGCCCAGUCGAAACCUAUUCGAAAACAUCCCGGAGCGGGUGCUGGUGGAGUUGCACAAACGUAUAUUCCGGAUCACGGAGAACCCCGUCAUGCAUCUGAUGGUGGCCUUGAGGAACAUGAAACUGCCCGCCGGUCAGACGACAUUCUACCCGAAGCUGAAGAUUAAGCGAAUCUACUCGGUGAUGAUAAUCGAUAAUCCUUUGAAAAUUAUCAAUCCUCGCUUCCGAGAUGAGGAUGAAAAUUUGGCUGCUGAAGACUCCGCAACGGAAGAUCAAGAAAAGGAGGUUGCCGUCGGAUCGAUUGCGUACUUUAAUAAGCAGGAGGUUGAAUCCCGAAAGCAGAGAACGAGAAUCGUUCGAUUCAUGGAAGCCGAGAAGAGGAAGAUCGAGCAGCUGGAUGAGAGGAAGGCUUCGAUAGAUUCUAUUGAUUUGAUGUUCCGUUUUAAUUUUCAGUUCAAUCCACUGAAGCACAUGGAGAACCUGCGUCGACAGCUGAUCUACAACGUUUUCGUGCAACAUUUCAUCGAGAUGGCGCAAGUUUCGUACGUUUUCAGAUCGCUCAACCAAGGCCUAAUUUAUUUGAAACAGGCUGAGCGCCUGUGCAGCCUCCUCGCCGACGAUCAUGGCAUUGAAGAGUCCCGUCUAUUUCUAUCGAAGAUCUUCAGUCUCAGGAACGAAAUCCAAAAGGCGAUCAGCAACGGAUCUUACCGUCCUGCAUUACCGAAAAGAGCCAGCUCUUCGGUGCAGAGUCCCCAGCAGCGACGCUUGCGGAUGAAGUCAUCACCUAAGCCGGCUGGACGCAAAGGCCGCCCCUCGUACAGCAAUGUGAGUCCGGAUUCGUUUUCACCAGAGGACAGCCCUCGGCAAGUACCGGAAAGAGUUAGGAAACGUUCGCCACGCCAGGUGGCAACCACGGCGCAAGUUCACCAUGCGGCACGGAUAUCUCCACAGGCUUCGACGUCCGACGAGCAGGAGGACAUAUCGAUGCUUCUGGGGAACAUGACCAUCAGCGCAUGAAUGCUAUGAGCUAAGAUUUUGAAUUAUAUAACUGGCUUGAUUGAGUGAUUACAUACAUUUUUAGACCAACUUCUGUGAUAUCGAAAAUGCUUUGUGUUAUAUUGAAACACUUUUGAAUAGUUAUGAGAAGAUUUGUGCAGCUCUAAAUAAA
Messenger RNA from Armigeres subalbatus, 3279 nucleotides. RefSeq lists its product as uncharacterized. The transcript has 4 exons. Lineage: Eukaryota; Metazoa; Arthropoda; Insecta; Diptera; Culicidae. The record is from RefSeq and is a predicted model, not a curated record. The coding region runs from base 150 to 3128 and encodes 992 amino acids.